This is a messenger RNA of Drosophila eugracilis, 939 nucleotides long. RefSeq lists its product as uncharacterized. Lineage: Eukaryota; Metazoa; Arthropoda; Insecta; Diptera; Drosophilidae. The record is from RefSeq and is a predicted model, not a curated record. Bases 483 to 821 code for a protein of 112 amino acids. The transcript is spliced from 3 exons.
AAACAUUCUAUCGGUCAUUUAUUUGUAAUAAGUUCACAAAUAUGUAAAAAGUGUUUUUGUAUUUUUGUGUUUGUUAUUUAUUUUGUAGCCAUGGUACUGAUAAUCUUUCUGCGUGUCAGAAUGCAAUCUGACAUGAUAUAUAUUGUAAUGUUAAUCCGUAAUUAUUUAUAAUUGCUCUUCCUAUGAAUAUUUGGUAUAAAAGUUUGGUUCAAUGAUCUAUUGACGGACAAAAAUGUUUCAAAUUUUGCUGCUUUUGGCCGUAUCCGGAAUAUGGGCUGCGGACUACAUGGCAAUCCCUGAGGAUACAUUUUUGCCGUGCGAUGACGGCCCACCCGGAUCCAUUUCUAUGGACGAAGCUUUCUACGUGAACAACUUGGAUGUCGAGAUGGUUCCCGAAGGCAUUUAUGUAACGGGAAAUGCCACAACUUUAUGGAAUUUUCCGCGCACCGAUCGCCUUGCCGUAAACUGACAUCUAAUGAAAAAUGGAAAAUCGUGGAAACUGGGAACCUACUGUGUUCAACGUAGUUACGACGGACCUGUGCACUGCGAUAUUUGACAAGAAUACUUACUGGAAUAAUGCUUGGUUUCAAUUCCUUGCAAACCCUGAGGAGAUUAGGGAAAAGUGUCUAAUAACUAAAGAUACCGUUAUAGUGUAUAAUCCUUUCCUCUUGAAGUUAAGAGUGGAUAACAUCAUUGGCCCAUCUCUUCAUGGUCGCUACAAGGCAGUUGUCAUUUUCGAAGCCUUCGACGAAAAUAAUGUUCGGCGACCGACGUCCUUGUGUUUUGAGUUUAUAGGGGAUGUUGAAAGGAUACGAAAUUAAAAAAAAUUUUUUUUAGUAUAACAUCAUUGAAUAUAUAUAUGAUUAUGAGUUAUUAUAGAAACAUAAUUAACAAAGUCAUGAAAUAUAUUAUAUUGAAAUGGAUUAUUAUUUAGAGUUA